Molecule: messenger RNA, 3134 nt
Organism: Sciurus carolinensis (gray squirrel)
Lineage: Eukaryota; Metazoa; Chordata; Mammalia; Rodentia; Sciuridae
Gene: Foxf2
Product: forkhead box F2
Exons: 2
Coding region: 409-1767 (452 amino acids)
Biological process (GO): regulation of transcription by RNA polymerase II; animal organ morphogenesis
Cellular component (GO): nucleus
Molecular function (GO): DNA-binding transcription factor activity, RNA polymerase II-specific; RNA polymerase II cis-regulatory region sequence-specific DNA binding
Source: RefSeq, a predicted model, not a curated record
GAGGGCGCGGGAGGGAGGAAGUCCGAGAGACAGAGAGAGGAGCGCUCCUGAAGGGAGACGUCGGGUUCGUCCCCGGGGUCCCGGCCACAGUCGCAGCUCACGGGCGCUGCCUCCCGGCGUCCGGUCGCUUCGGCUUCUCGGCCUGGGAGGAGGUUGCGCAAGGCGGGGGACCGAGCCUCGGGAAAGGGAUGCGCCGGGCGUUGCCUCCUGCCCGCCGCCGCCGCCGCCGCCAGAAGCCCCAGAAGAGCUGAGGGAGGCGACGCCGAAGCACUGGCCCGGAGUGGCCACGGCUGCAGCCCGGGCGGCGGGCUAGGGCGCUCGCCCGGCUUCUGGGCCGACCCCGUUCCGGUGCCUCCGCUCCCGGCCCGGGGCCCGCCCCCCAGGCCGGGCCUCGCUCCCGGGUCCCAGAUGACCUCCGAGGGCGGGCCGCCGCCGCCCCCGCCGCGCCCGCCGCCGGCCCCGCUCCGCCGCGCGUGCAGCCCGGCCCCCGGCGCACUCCAGGCCGCCUUGAUGAGCCCGCCGCCCCCCGCCGCAGCCGCCGCAGCCGCCGCCCUGGAGACCACCUCGUCGUCGUCGUCGUCGUCCUCCGCCUCCUGUGCCUCGUCCUCAGCCAACUCGGCCAGCGCCUCCUCGGCCGCCUGCAAGAGCUCGGCCGGCAGCAGCGGAUCAGGCGCCGGGAGCGGAGGCGCCAAGAAAGCGAACUCGGGGCUACGGCGACCAGAGAAGCCGCCCUAUUCUUACAUCGCGCUCAUCGUCAUGGCCAUCCAGAGCUCCCCCAGCAAGCGUCUGACGCUCAGCGAGAUCUACCAGUUCCUGCAGGCGCGCUUCCCCUUCUUCCGCGGCGCCUACCAGGGCUGGAAGAACUCGGUGCGCCACAACCUCUCUCUCAACGAGUGCUUCAUCAAGCUGCCUAAGGGCCUCGGACGGCCGGGCAAGGGCCACUACUGGACUAUCGAUCCGGCCAGCGAGUUCAUGUUCGAGGAGGGCUCUUUCCGCCGCCGGCCGCGCGGAUUCAGGCGGAAGUGCCAGGCGCUCAAGCCCAUGUACCAUCGCGUGGUGAGCGGCUUGGGCUUCGGGGCCUCGCUGCUGCCCCAGGGCUUCGACUUCCAGGCGCCCCCCUCGGCGCCGCUUGGCUGUCACGGCCAAGGCGGCUACGGUGGCCUCGACAUGAUGCCUGCAGGCUAUGAUGCCGGCGCAGGAGCCCCGGGCCACGCGCACCCACACCACCACCAUCACCACCACGUCCCGCACAUGUCGCCCAACCCCGGCUCCACCUACAUGGCCAGCUGCCCGGUGCCCGCGGGUCCCGGAGGCGUCGGUGCGGCCGGGGGUGGUGGCGGUGGCGGCGGGGACUAUGGGCCGGACAGCAGCAGCAGCCCAGUACCUUCAUCCCCAGCCAUGGCGAGUGCCAUCGAGUGCCACUCGCCCUACACGAGUCCUGCGGCGCAUUGGAGCUCGCCUGGCGCCUCGCCUUACCUCAAGCAGCCGCCCGCCCUGACGCCAAGUAGCAACCCCGCGGCCUCUGCAGGCCUGCACUCCAGCAUGUCCUCUUACUCGCUGGAGCAGAGCUACUUGCACCAGAAUGCCCGCGAGGACCUCUCAGUGGGACUGCCUCGUUACCAGCAUCACGCAACUCCAGUGUGUGACAGAAAAGAUUUCGUCCUCAAUUUCAAUGGCAUUUCUUCUUUCCAUCCUUCUGCAAGUGGGUCUUAUUAUCACCAUCACCAUCAGAGCGUGUGUCAGGAUAUUAAGCCCUGUGUCAUGUGAAUGGACAAAGGCCACACAAAGGCCCUCUCUCCUCUCUUUUCGUCUUCCCCUAAGAGGCAGAUAGGAACUGCGGAGGACUCACAAUGUGCAUGCGGAUAGCAGUAAGUAGCACUCUGUCACUUAGCCUGAAUGCCCAGGAGAGCCUCGUUUGCUGAUUUUUCCCUAUCGUUGGAAGAGGGAAACCCUUGGCAAGAUAAUGCACCAGAUGAGGGAGAGCCUGGACUGAGGGAUAGUAACAAGUUACCACGUGUAAAACAUAAACUUAUAACUCUGGGAUGGCCAUUGCCUUAGUAAUCAGGGUCUGAAAAAAAGCAGACAAGUUGUGUGUAUGUGUGUGUUUUUCUUGGUCUAUGAAAACUUGUGUGCUUUUCAAAAAGGCAGUGCUAAGCACAAGAUUUCAAGAAAGCCUCAUCUUGUUGCCUAGCUAGUUAGGAGACUUCUGUUUCCCCCAAACACUAGGUUUGUAUACAGGUGCCAAAGAACAUUAUGAAGAAAUGAUUUAGAACCAACACAUCUAUUUUAAGGAAACGGUUCUCAGUAUUGUGACAAUACAACAUUUUUACAAGGUUGUUUUCUACCACCAUAUUUUAGAGAUAUUUUUAUGAUCUUCGUGUAUACUCACACUUUGCUUGUAUUUUAAAAGGAGGAUAUAUUUGCACUUAUGUAUACUUUUACAGUUUGCCAGAAGUAUUUUGAUGUAAAAUUUUUUUUCAAUAAAAUGUAUAUGACAAGUAGUUGUUUUAGGGAUCUGUUUCCUCUACAGGCACCCUGCUAUGGAUGGAUCAAUGGCCAGAUUUCUCCUCGCCCCCAACACACAACCCCCAUCCAGCACUGCAACUCUACCCUGCCCACCCCCACAUUGUAUAAUUGACGUGGUGUGGGGUCUGUGCCUUGAGGAACGCAGGCCAGGUUGCGAUUGUGGGUCUUCUCAGGAAAGAAAGAAAAGAGGGAAUGCUUUCUGUUAUACCUUCCUCUACUUCACCCUCACUUUUUCUGGCUAAACAAAAAACAGAAGGUGAAAAGAACUUAAAUGAAAACCAGGAAAGAUAAUGAAAGACAACAGUCUGAUUUGAGAAAACCAAUUCCGUGUCCCUUUUGUUUUCUUUCCUGUGCCGCAAAAGAAUUCUGUACUUUGCUCUUUCCCCUUCCUUACUAGAUCAGGGUGACAGAUGUGGGGGCAGAGUGGUAAGCCAUCACCUAGCACCUUACCAGCCCAUUAAGGGCAAGGUGCCCAAAGGACAGAACCUACUUUUCUUUGGCAGGUUGCAGUUUUACUAUGGGUGGUGACAGACCUGAAGAUUUCCUAGGGAAGGCUGCUGAGGGUUAGUGAAGGGAAUUCCCGCUAUGGGGCAGGGCAUUAAACUGAG